AUGAAGGGCUCCGCUAUCGCGACGGCCAUCACUCUCGGUGCCUCCACCGCUCUGGCUGCUCCCAACCUCAAGGCCCGUGAUGAUGUGACCGCCAUCACUGUCAAGGGUAAUGCCUUCUUCAAGGGUGACGACCGUUUCUACAUCCGUGGUGUCGACUAUCAACCCGGUGGCUCGUCCAAGCUGGCCGACCCCAUCGCCGAUACCGAAGGCUGCAAGCGCGACAUCGCCAAGUUCCAGGAGCUGGGUCUGAACACCAUCCGUGUCUACUCCGUCGACAACUCCGCCGACCAUGAUGAGUGCAUGAACGCUCUGGCAGAUGCUGGCAUCUACCUGGUUCUGGAUGUCAACACCCCCAAGUACUCGCUCAACCGUGCCGACCCGAAGCCCUCCUACAACGAUGUCUACCUUCAGUACAUCUUUGCCACGGUCGACAAGUUCGCCGGCUACAAGAACACUUUGGCCUUCUUCUCUGGAAACGAGGUCAUCAAUGACGGCCCCUCCUCGAGUGCUGCCCCCUAUGUCAAGGCCGUCACUCGUGAUCUCCGCCAGUACAUUCGCAGCCGCAAGUACCGUGAGAUCCCUGUGGGAUACUCUGCUGCCGAUAUCGACACCAACCGUCUCCAGAUGGCCCAGUACAUGAACUGCGGUACCGAUGACGAGCGCAGCGACUUCUUCGCCUUCAACGACUACUCCUGGUGCGACCCCUCUUCUUUCACCACCUCCGGCUGGGACCAGAAGGUCAAGAACUUCACUGGCUACGGUCUUCCGCUCUUCCUGUCCGAGUAUGGCUGCAACACCAACACCCGCGAGUUCGAGGAAGUCAGCUCCUUGUACAGCACGGACAUGACCGCUGUUUACUCUGGUGGUCUCGUCUAUGAGUACUCCGAGGAACCCAGCCACUACGGUCUCGUGCAGAUCAAGGAUGGCAAGGUCACUACCUUGGAUGACUACGAUGCCCUCAAGUCUGCUAUGGCCAAGACUGCCAGCCCCAAGGGCGAUGGUGGCUACAACAAGACCGGAGGCGCCAACCCUUGCCCGGCCAAGGAUUCUCCCAACUGGGAUGUUGACAGCGACUCUCUCCCCGCCAUUCCCGAGCCCGCCAAGAAGUACAUGACCGAGGGCGCUGGUAAGGGUGUUGGAUUCUCCGGCUCUGGUAGCAUGAACGCUGGAACUGCGUCCACCAGCACCGCCACUCCCGGAUCCGGCUCCGCUUCUUCGGGCAGUGGCUCUGGCUCUUCCAAGAGUGGCAUCGCGACGAACUCUCCAGGCGCUGCUGCCGGCCUGCAGGUGCCCCGUCUGACCAUGACCCCUGCCAUUGUGGGCCUGGUGACUGUCAUGUCGACCUUGUUCGGCGCUGGCAUGGUUCUUGUUUAA
Aspergillus homomorphus CBS 101889 is the source of this 1374-nucleotide messenger RNA. It is a transcript of the gene gel1, whose product is annotated as 1,3-beta-glucanosyltransferase gel1. Bases 1 to 1374 code for a protein of 457 amino acids. The record is from RefSeq and is a predicted model, not a curated record. NCBI's taxonomy places the organism in Eukaryota, Fungi, Ascomycota, Eurotiomycetes, Eurotiales, Aspergillaceae. Gene Ontology annotation, cellular component: fungal-type cell wall; cytoplasm. Gene Ontology annotation, biological process: fungal-type cell wall (1->3)-beta-D-glucan biosynthetic process. The transcript is spliced from 2 exons. Gene Ontology annotation, molecular function: 1,3-beta-glucanosyltransferase activity.